UUGUUAGAAAUCGUGUGUAGUGUCUGACGAGCCACAAUAAACUACUUGUUAAAUUAUUUUUUCCAUAUUUUUCCAGGGUCAUCUCAGGAUGUUCAGGGUCUUGCUGCUCCUGUUGGCCGUGGCUGGUCUCCAUGCAAGACCACUGCACCGAUUCCCAAAUGGUAAAUUAAAACAAAUUGGGCCACAAAUGGUCCAAGGUGAACACAGGGAUAGCUCAGUUCUGAAGCACAUGAACACUGAUGUGAAACCCAAGAAGCAAUUACCAGUUCCCGCUGAGUUCUGCAGACAGGGAACAGAACCUUCCAGACGCUUCCUGAUGGACCUGAACACUGGGAUGCUCAAGCGUGGAGUUGGCGAAAUGAACAGAAGAGUUUCAGGAUUGGAUGAGUUCAGACAAGGCACUGAGAACAAGCUGCACACCCUGCAAGAGCUCAGAAUGCGUCCCAUGAUGAGAUCGCAGUACAGUGCUCAGAGCGAAAAACACGAGCAGAGAGCAAUCCCUGCCGAAGUGUACGGAAAAGGCACUGAAACUUCUAGAAAUGUCCUGAUGGACCAGAACACCGGCCUGCUCAAAGAACACAGGAACGAGAUGGACAGGAGAGUAGCGGGCUCAGCUAAAUGGGAAGUGGUUUCUGAGCAUGAGGACACAAGAAGCCAAGACUCUUCUGAACAUAAGGAGAACCACAAAGCAGUUCCUGUUGAGAUCCGCAGGCAGGGAACAGAACCUUCCAGACGCAUCCUGAUUGACACGAACACUGGGAUGCCCAAGGAGGAACUCAGCGAAAUGAACAGAAGAGUUUCUGGCUUCUACAAUCCAGCACCUAUUGAGAAGAGGCAGGGAACAGAACCUUCCAGACGCUUCCUGAUGGACAUGGACACUGGGAUGCUCAAGCAUGAAGUUGGCGAAAUGAACAGAAGAGUUUCUGGCUUCUACAAUCCUCCAGCUUAUGAGAUGAGGAAGGGAACCCAGAAUUCUCAUGCAACUCUGGUGGAUUCCAGAACUGGACAACUGCUGCCAGCUCUAACAGAGCUGCAGAGGAGCACAGAGCCAUUGGAUGAGUUCAGACAAGGCACUGAGUACCAGCCAUACAUCCUACAGGAGCUCAGAUUGAGUGCGCUGCACAAACAAGACACUGAACCUUCCAGAAACCUCCUGAUGGACCUGAACGCCGGUCUACUCAAAGAACACAGGAAUGAGAUGGACAGGAGAGUAGCGGGCUCAGCUAAAUGGGAAGUGGUUUCUGAGCAUGAGGACAUAAGAAGCCAAGACUCUUCUGAACAUAAGGAGAACCACAAAGCAGUUCCUGUUGAGAUCCACAGGCAGGGAACAGAACCUUCCAGACGCAUCCUGAUUGACACGAACACUGGGAUGCCCAAGGAGGAACUCAGCGAAAUGAACAGAAGAGUUUCUGGCUUCUACAAUCCAGCACCUAUUGAGAAGAGGCAGGGAACAGAACCUUCCAGACGCUUCCUGAUGGACAUGGACACUGGGAUGCUCAAGCAUGAAGUUGGCGAAAUGAACAGAAGAGUUUCUGGCUUCUACAAUCCAGCACCUGUUGAGAAGAGGCAAAGAACAGAACCUUCCAGACGCUUCCUGAUGGACAUGGACACUGGGAUGCUCAAGCAUGAAGUUGGCGAAAUGAACAGAAGAGUUUCCGGCUUCUACAAUCUUUCAGCUUAUGAGAUGAGGAAGGGAACCCAGAAUUCUCACGCCACUCUGGUGGAUUCCAGAACUGGACAACUGCUGCCAGCUUUAACAGAACUGCAGAGGAGCACAGCGCCAUUGGAUGAGUUCAGACAAGGCACUGAGUACCAGCCACACACCCUGCAGAAGCUCAGGAUGCAUGCCUUUGUUAGACCCCAGCACAGUGCUUAGAACGUGUAUGAAAGUCACCGUGUUUAGAAUUGAUGAGACCUGAUGGACAACGUUUGGCUGUGUUCGGUACGAUGACUGCAUGAAGACCAUCUCAGAACAUCUAGUUGACUUUACUGUUGUAUUCAGAGUUUCAUGCAAUAUUUGUAAUGACCU
Molecule: messenger RNA, 2029 nt
Organism: Sinocyclocheilus grahami
Lineage: Eukaryota; Metazoa; Chordata; Actinopteri; Cypriniformes; Cyprinidae
Exons: 13
Coding region: 89-1876 (595 amino acids)
Source: RefSeq, a predicted model, not a curated record